This is a messenger RNA of Erythranthe guttata (spotted monkey flower), 1301 nucleotides long. RefSeq names its product SNARE-like superfamily protein. Gene Ontology annotation, cellular component: membrane. NCBI's taxonomy places the organism in Eukaryota, Viridiplantae, Streptophyta, Magnoliopsida, Lamiales, Phrymaceae. The record is from RefSeq and is a predicted model, not a curated record.
CGCCCCUUGAAGGGACCUAGUAGUAGUAAUUAUGAAGGGAUUUCUAUUCUUUUCGGAAUUUGUUAUUUCAUCGUUUAGAUUCUAGUUUCUACAAUCCCAGAUUCAUUCCAAUCAUUGUUUAUCCAAUGGGCUGCCAAAAAAAAUUAAAUCAUCUUUAUUUCAUGUGGUCUUGGGAUUGUUGACUCUAUUGUCUGUCACUGACUCACCGUGUGUGUGUGUGUGUGUGUGGAUCAAUGGGUUCUUCUAGUGUUGUUGGAAAUACUAGUGUUGUUUGUUACUGCUGUGUAUGGAAGGGUGGUCGAGUUCUAUACGCAUAUAACAAUAACAAUAGUAAUAGUCGUGGUGAUAUUGAGAAUUUGGCUGCACUUUGCUUGGAGUUGGCUCCUCCCCAUCACAGAUGGUACUUUGAAACCAUGGAUCACAACACUUAUGCUUUUCUUAUGGACGAUGAUGGCUAUGUCUAUUUUGCUAUAGUUUACCACAGUUUUGUCAACGCCCGAGUUCUUAGGUUUCUUCAGAAACUGAGGGAUGAAUUCAGGAGACUUGUUGUUGUUGGUAAAAGAGCUUCUACCACAAGUCUCGUUAAUAAUCAUUCACUCUCUCUGCAAGAACAAUUGUCCCCUCUUGUCCGUCAAUUGGCUGCCUCUUUGGCUGAGAAUGACGUGCUCACAAACUCACCCUACAAUACUAACAAUCGCAACGGGCAAAUGAUCAACGAAUUAGGUGGCUCUUCAACAAAAUCCCCUUUGCUGGGAAAGCACAACAAACAUGACAAAAAGAAUAACAAUAUCAAGAAGAAAAUGAAGAACGAAGAACAUGUUGUAAUUGGUGUGAGAGAGAUUGAGAUAAUACAAGAGCACAGGAGAUCAUCUGCAUCAUCAUCGACCACAGAUAAUAGUAAUAAUAGAGGGGUGAGACCUGAUGAUUCCAAUGCGGAUACGAGUUCAACAAGGAUUAGGUCUACCUCUAGCACUCAAAAUCUUCUGCUUAAGAAAAAAUGGUGUCGUCAAGUGAAAAUUAUUCUUGCUGUUGAUGUUGCAGUGUGCCUUGUUCUCUUUGUAAUUUGGCUAGUUAUAUGCGAUGGUAUAAAGUGCAUUCAUUGACAAUUCGUUAGGCUUUUCUUUUUGCCAAUUUUGAUUUUAUUAUUUCCAAGUAUAUAUGAUAUUUGAAGUUACAAGCUUAUGCAAUGUAUACAUUUGAAGUUACCAGCUAUAUAUAUGCCAAAUUCAGGUCGUGUGCAACUCAUUAUGCUUAUAUGUAUUAACUAUGUGAUUUUGUAUGAGAAUUUCAUUUUCUGUGGG